Molecule: messenger RNA, 825 nt
Organism: Juglans microcarpa x Juglans regia
Lineage: Eukaryota; Viridiplantae; Streptophyta; Magnoliopsida; Fagales; Juglandaceae
Product: CASP-like protein 1C2
Exons: 3
Coding region: 258-743 (161 amino acids)
Source: RefSeq, a predicted model, not a curated record
AAACCCUCUUGGCUUUAGGGUUGGAAGUGAAAAUAAAUUGCGCCCCAGUAUUUCUAUAUCCUAGCUGUGUCCUUCCAAUGCACUUGAACUCCUCACUCCACUCUUUUCAUCCAGUAUUUUCUCCGCUAAUUUUGAGACCUAGCUUCCCGGCCAAGAGAAAGUACGUACUUGCACGCAAGUAAUUAUACCCAUUUUCUUCAUUCACUUAAUUUACUCGUUGAAGGUAGCUCGAUCGACGUCGAUCUCCGGCGGCCAUCAUGAUCACUAAGACCUGGAAGAUGAUCUUCACCCUUUUGCUAAGGCUCCUAGCCUUGACUGCAACAUUAGCAGCAACCCUAGUCAUGGUCACAGCUCAUGAUUCUACUGAAGUCAUGAACUUCACUUUCAAAGCGAAAUACAGCUACGAACCGGCCUUCAAGUACUUCGUGGUAGCAGAAGCAAUUGCAAGUGGGUACAGCCUGAUUGUUCUCUUUCUUUCUUCAAAGAAUUCCUUUUCGCGCUUGGUUAUGAUCCUAGAUAUGGUUGUAGCGAUGCUACUGAUCUCAAGCGUGUCGGCGGCGAUGGCAGUGGCUUAUGUGGGAAAGAAAGGGAACAUCCAUGCCGGUUGGCUGCCGAUUUGUGGAGAAGUUGCUAAGUUUUGCAACCAAGCCACUGGUGCUCUAAUAUCAGGUUUUCUUGCUGCAAUAAUGUAUUUGCUUCUUCUCAUCUACUCUCUUCAUGAUACUGCCUACUGGAUGUCCUAGUUAAUGAUCAUCUUCCCUAAUAAUUUCCCUCAUGUGUAAAACCUUAAACAGCGUUACAUAUCCAGCAUAGAGAUUUUUUUAA